Messenger RNA from Vespa velutina, 2879 nucleotides. Its product is annotated as cyclic nucleotide-gated channel cone photoreceptor subunit alpha-like. NCBI's taxonomy places the organism in Eukaryota, Metazoa, Arthropoda, Insecta, Hymenoptera, Vespidae. Gene Ontology annotation, cellular component: membrane. The coding region runs from base 916 to 2670 and encodes 584 amino acids. The record is from RefSeq and is a predicted model, not a curated record. Gene Ontology annotation, biological process: monoatomic ion transport; transmembrane transport. Gene Ontology annotation, molecular function: monoatomic ion channel activity; protein-containing complex binding. The transcript has 6 exons.
AAGAAAACAAAGAAACAACAAAAACAAAGAAAAUAGAAAUAGAAAAAGGAAGAAAGAAAGGAAAAAAGAAGUGUUCGUACAAAAUCAAAACUUGAAUUCAACGAUAUGAGUGAAAUCAGUGAUUAUAUCGGACAUUUCUCUAAGGUAGAAUAAAUAAUAUAAUACAUUAAUAUGAGGAAUGUGUUACGUUCGUUUAUCUCUUAACUCAAUUGAAAUUUUGGCGUAUUAUGAAAAGAGGGAUGGAAAGAAAUCGAGAGAAAAAGCGAAAGGCAUGCGAAGAGAAAGAAGAGGAACGAAAAUGUAUGAUAUCAAGAUGUCCUCCUUAAUCAUUCGAAAAAUAUCAAUGUGUUUCGAGUGAAUUUUUGGUUUUUUUUUUUUUUUUUUUUUUUGGAAAGAUCACUGACCGUUCGCAAUCACUUCCCUCAACGCCAUCACGAUAAUCGGCACUAUUAUCGCCAUCAAAAAAUAAAAAAAAAAAAAGAAAUAAAUAAAUAAAUAAAUAAAGGAAAGAAGAAAAGGCAAGAACGGAAAAUUGUUAUGAACUUUUGUUUUUCUUUUUUUCUUUUUUUUUUUUUUACUAAUUCUGAUCGAUAUACAUAAAUCGACAUACGUCUUAAAGGAGGUCAAUGAACGCUCAAAAAGUGUACCAUCACUUUCUUCCUUUUUUAUCAACGAAAUACUAUUAAACGAUUAAAUAUCGAAGUUUAAGAAUGCGUAUCAUUCGAGAGACAACGAUUUGAUAUAGAAAUUUAUUUUAUCGAAGACUGCCAUGAUUUAGAAGAUAUAAUAAGAGAUAGAAUCACGAAUAGUGCAGUGGGAUUAUGCGAGUUUUGUGUUUCAAUAAGAAGAAAAUCUUUAAAAGAUUUUACGUGGAAUCAACGAACAAGAGUGCUGUGGAUGAAAGGCUAGGAUGAAAUGAUACAAGUAGUUUGUUUGAAGAAAGAGGACCGGAGGAUACAAAAAUCCUUUGACUAUAGUUUUGAAAUAAAGGAGUCGGACGAUGUGUCCUGGCUCGAGCGUCGACGUAAGGAGACUCAUUUACAGGAACAGAAAGAAAUGAAGUUAUCAGUGUCGGCUUAUAGAGCUCAGGCCAGUGCUCAUAAAAAAAUCCUUUCGAAUUAUCAACAACAACUUAGUUACGGUGCUACCAAUCAAGCAUCCUCGAGCCGGACCCCCUCGGACCCCGCUGCGGUCCUGUCUGGCCUCAAGGUGGAUCGCGCGGAGAAGAAGGAGGGCCAGGGAGUGGGAGAUCCGGCAGGAUCUUUGGCUGGUUGCAGCGGUGCUUCCGGUUCGAGGAUGGGCCCAGGGCCCGAUUCCGGUAGCAGCGCUCCUUCUUCGGUCCCCCAAUCUCUGGCUACGUCACGUGACGAAGAAGACGACGAGGAUAAGGAGAGUAGUGGUAGCCGAACAAAUAGUCACGUUGGACCGCGAUCAUUGGGCUUCUACGAGAGAGAUGCAUCAAUCAGCGAACAUGGAUCCUUCGAGAAGGAGAUAACGAGUCUUCGUGGUACCUCGACGACCUCGGAAUCUUUGGAUAGCACUGGCCUCGAUACGGAAAUACCAGCUGCUGCAAGAAGGCCUCGUAGUACGAGGGGUUCGCAAAAGUGGAGUAACGUACGCGCCGUCAUGGCGCUAUAUUCUUCCCUUCGCAAAAUAAAGAGAACGAAAAGCAAUCAACGUUGGAUGAAACUACGAACAACGGUACAGCUAUCAUCCGCGAUAUCAACGAUCCAAAAGAAGCCGCCAUUAAAACGAGAAGAUUCCUUUUUGAAGAGAUUUUCAACGCGUCAAAUACCAGAGAGUCAAGAGACGGUAGAUACCGGCGAAGGUGAGGGUGACGCGACUGACGAAAAAGAUUCGAGCGGACGACGAAGAAGACGACCUAGAAGGACACAGAAAGCACCAAGAACGGUGGUCAAUCCUGACGAAAAUUUUUAUUACUAUUGGCUGAUGUUACUUUCAUCCUGUGUCCUUUAUAAUCUUUGGACACUUAUUGUCAGACAAAGUUUACCAGAAUUACAAGCAUUGGCGCCGGCUGCUUGGCUUGCCUGCGACGGCUUUACAGAUCUAGUAUUUUUCUUAGACGUUGUCGUACAAUUUCGUACAGGUUAUCUCGAGCAAGGACUUAUGGUCUACAACAACAAAAAAUUAGCUGGACAUUAUCUCAAAUCUAAAUGCUUUAUACUCGAUCUAUUAGCAUUAUUACCGCUCGAUCUAUUACAGUUCAAUCUCGGUAGCAAUCCAAUGUUAAGGUUUCCAAGGUUCCUCAAGAUCUAUCGUGUGUAUAAUUAUUAUUACAUGGUAGAGUCACGUACAGUUUAUCCAAAUUUAUGGCGUGUACUCAAUCUCAUUCAUAUAUUAUUAAUACUCGCACAUUGGUUCGGUUGUUUCUACUAUCUCCUAAGCGAAGCCGAAGGAUUCCAAGGUGAUUGGGUCUAUCCAUACAGACCGGGUGAAUAUGCGACCUUGACCAGGAAAUACCUGGGAUCUCUCUAUUGGUCUACUCUAACUCUGACAACAAUUGGCGAUCUACCCACACCGGAGACCAACGCCGAAGUCCUAGCGGGCGGCAAUCCCCGGAGCCUCGCUCGUCGCGGCCGACUGUCCCGACUUCUGCAGUUCAAGCAUAACGGAGGGUAUUUGUAUCGUUCCUUGAACAAAAAUGAUUGAAAGAAUGAAAGAAAGAAAGAAAGAAAGAAAGAGAAAAAGAACGAAGGGUGUGAAAGUACGAGCGAGAGAAAAUAUACGAAUUCGUUCACGAUAAAUGCGAAAGAUAUUCAAAAUAUAAUCUGAUAAAAUUAUUAACAAUUAUUAUAUAAUAAUAGAAUAUAAAAAUCACUAUGUACCUUUAUAUGUAUGUAUAUUAAUAUACAUACACA